AUGUUGAUCGAUGUGUUGCUUACCAGUGAAAAGGUGCGCAUGCGCGACUCGUCUGCCGUAGAACAGAAACUUAACCAGAUUAUCAGUGCUGACAAGGAUAAACUUUUGGUGGUCUCAGAUUUUGAUUAUACGUUAUCACGUUUCCACGACCCUGAAGGUAAAAGUUGUUUAACAACACAUGGCGUUUUUGAUAGCGCUGCAUGGACAGUGUCGCAAGAGCUUGGUAUGAUUCUCGAAAGACUGAAGGAGAAAUAUCUCCCAAUUGAGUUUGAUCCACACAUAACAGUUGCUGAAAAAAUUCCUCACAUGGAAGACUGGUGGAAAACUUCUCACGAACACAUCAUCAAAACUGGUUUUACGAAGAAAAUGAUCCAAAAAUUUGUUGCUGAAGCAAAACUCGAAUUAAAGGAAGGAGCAGAGGAGUUAAUGCUAAUGUUGCGUGAUCAUAACGUGCCUUUAAUUAUUUUUUCUGCUGGUAUAGGAAACGUGAUUGAUUUUUUUUUGCGGAAAGAGCUUGGCAGAUUUCCAAAUAAUAUACACAUUGUUUCGAAUAUGAUGAAAUAUGAUGAAAACGAUGUAGCAGUUGCAUUUAGUGAACCUCUUAUUCACACAUUUUGUAAAAACAGUGCUGUUAUUAGUCGUUAUGGGUCGUUGUUCAGUGAGAUUUCAUCGCGAACAUGUGUUUUAUUGAUGGGCGACUCUCUAGGAGAUUCGAAAAUGGACGUAGGUUUGGAAUGUGAACAAGUUGCAUUGAAAAUAGGUUUUCUGAAUUAUAAUGACGAAACAUUACUGGCUAAAUAUUUGGAUGGAUAUGAUAUCGUUUUGUUAGAUGAUCAGACUAUGCACGUUCCUCGUUUAAUUCUGAAUUCUAUAUUCGAAACAGAGAGAGAUGAAAAUCUUUCUUGUAUAAAUUGUCGUCUAGAAUCAAAAAACAAGUCACACGUCGCAACAGAAGAAGAAUCGAUUUUCCCAUCUCAGAAUUACAGCUUGUGGGUAUUUUUGGCAUCAAUGUUCUCCGACGUAACAAAGGAUGGAAAAAGAAUUGGAGGAUCAGUUGCUCCUGCAAACAGUGUAACUUCUGUAUCAACGAAUGCAGUUCUGUCUACUGUAGGUGCUUCGGGGGAAGGUGCAGUAAAUGCUAUAGUCGAAUAUGAAAUACCUCCUUGGGCAGGGAGGCCACCGAGUGGAUGUCAUCUUGAUGUUGUAAAAGGUGAUCAGUUAAUCCAGAAAUUGAUGGUUGAUGAAAAGCGUGCCUAUUUCUUUGGACGUAAUCCCAAACAAUGCGAUUUUGUGGUGGAACAUGCAUCAUGUUCCAGAGUGCAUGCUGUUCUGAUUUAUCAUAAAUUUCUGCAACGAUUUGCAAUCGUAGACAUGAAUAGCUGUCAUGGUACCUUUGUUGGUAAGGUCCGCAUUGAACCAAAGCAACCAGUUUUCAUAGAUAUUGCCAGUAUAUUUCAUUUUGGUGCUUCUACGAGGAGGUACAUAUUGCGCGCGAAACUUGAUUCGGCUAAUGAUGACGAUGAAGGAAAUAAAGAUUUACUACCAGAGGAACAUGAGCUUGAGAACCUAACUGAGUAUAACACAGCACUAAAUAGACGAAUACCCGUUAUACCGAUUUCACUAGAAGAUGCGCGACGGAAAAAAAGGCCACGUGGAAAUGUUGCAUUUAUUGAAGAGGAAACCAUAAUUAAUCCAGAAGAUAUUGAUCCAACAGUAGGACGUUUUCGAAAUUUGGUUGCUACGGCAAUAAUAUCUACAAAACGAAAACCUUUGGAUGAAGGAACUGAGCAAAGAACUAAAGAAGGUCCUACACAGAAAAAGAUUCUAAGGCCUGGACGCGUGGAUGAUUACAAAAAUGCAAGAUAUGUACAGCCAAUGAUUUCAAGUUUGUCAAUUGUUAUGAAUGCUGCUCCGGAUUUGGAGUUAUAUGCGAAAAGUUUGCCGGAACCUACCUCUGGACAUGUUGGUCCUUUCGUUCAGGGAACGCAUCGAAUACAUGAUGAUGAAGAUGAUGACGCACCGCACAAGAAGAAAUAUGCCAAAGAAUCAUGGCCAGGUAGAAAAUCGAAUCAGAGCCGAGUUCUGGCAUAA
Brugia pahangi is the source of this 2091-nucleotide messenger RNA. The record is from the annotation of a GenBank genome assembly. Lineage: Eukaryota; Metazoa; Nematoda; Chromadorea; Rhabditida; Onchocercidae.